Actinia tenebrosa (Australian red waratah sea anemone) is the source of this 1868-nucleotide messenger RNA. RefSeq lists its product as uncharacterized. Lineage: Eukaryota; Metazoa; Cnidaria; Anthozoa; Actiniaria; Actiniidae. The record is from RefSeq and is a predicted model, not a curated record.
AUGGCGGCCGCCAGGGAUGCGGAACAGCACACACCAUUUUGUAAAAGAGACUGCAAACUUUCACAUCACGAGCUCAUCAAAGCUCUCUUCCUUUUUAAUAAUUUCUCUGAUGGCUACUCUAAACCCGGACACCUGCAUUUGUUCUACGAAAGCAUCCAGUCUUGCAUUUCACAUGGAUGGCCGAAGGAUUCUAUCGUUCCCGAUGUAUCAAGAGAUCUUCAAUGUCCGCUCGUUUAUCUUGCUUGUGCUUUCGGGAAACCUAAAGCUCUUGCUCUUUUGCUAAAGAUGGGCUUUGAACCUAACGUCWGCAUAAGACAAACCGGAGAAACGGGUUUGCAUGCAGCCGUUAGAUACGUUUAUCAAUCAGGUGCAUGGUCCGUCAAUAAUGGCAAGAAAGGUGUUACGAAGGUCCGACCAAAAACAAGAACUUCGUCCUUUGAAAAAAUUCUCGAUUCUCUAACCGAAAAGUUUCCAGAGAUCUUAGGUCAGAAAGACAUAAAUUGGGAUACGCCGCUACACAUCGGAGCCCAGGAAUUAGAAGAUAUWAGAGAAGAGGAACGCGACUGUAAUGGGAAAAAACUUUUGAUGGCUUUGAAUAAYCGUAAGCUACAUUUCGAGCAGUGUCUUAAGAGUAUGCUUGCGAAAGUCGUGAAACUUCAAAAACAAGGCGUAAUAAGUGCUGAAAGAGCAAUACAGAUUAUUUGCACCAAAAACAGAGAAAGGAAGAGCAUUUUGAACAUCUUAUCCGGUUCAAGCGAAAAAGAUGGUUCAUUGGAAUUUUUAAAUUCUGUCUUGUCAGAACUUGGGAAAAGAUUGUCAUCUAACAAUGUUCCAGGGAGUGGUAUAGGAACACAAAUGACAGAUGACCAAGCAACUGUGCCCUCCAUGGUUGUGGUGAAUCCCCAUUACAAGACACAAAGUGCCAGCCAAGCACCCUUACUUUGGGUCCAAGACACACAACCCAAUAAAGGAACACUUAACCAUUCAGAUCAAAAACAUGCKACUAAUUCUAAGUAUCCACUGUUUAUCCAGUCACAAAGCAAUGCUCAAGGUAAUGCUGAAGAAAGCUCUGUCAUUCAUGUAGUGUUUGGAGCUGGAGACAAAGCAACAAACCAGAAAAAUGAAAGCUCCUUGGGAAGUCUUCCAUUCAACUCACACACUCAACAACCUCAUGCUGUUACAAAGAUUCCUAAUUCUGUUACAAGAAAAACACCACAACGAAAACCAAACAGGAAUAAGAGAAAAAGCWCUGAAUCUGCACCACAAAUAGGUAACACCUGUAGCACUUCAAUGCAAAGUCAAUCAAUUCCUCCCAAAAUACCGAAUAAUGUAACAUCUGAGGAACCAAAGUUACCCGAGAAACCUAACAAUGAGUCUGCUGAGAAUAAUGAAUCUUCAAAUGCAGCUAUAAGUAAACCAAGUGAAAUUCAUACUGUCGUUAACAAGAAGUCUAGUUCAAAGGACAAUCUAAGACGAGAACUCCGAGAAUUUCACCAAGCUUCAUUUUCAUUGGAAAAGGAAUGUUUUAGCUUGGAGUCAGAGAGACUCGAGUGUCUYCAUGGGAUCAAACUAAGAAAGGACAAAAUUGAAGACUUGCAGAAACAGAUMGCUGAGCUGGAGCAAAAGGCUGUUCAACUUGCUAAUUCAAAGGUUAUUGUUGAAGCAAAUUGGAAAGCUGUACAGGAAAAAGAAAAGGAAUUAAAUAUGCUGCUUUUCCCCCCAGAUCCUAAUACUGGAAACAAUGUAACAGAAUCCUCAAAAAGAUUGAAGUUAGUCUGAGAAAAUGUAAUUUCAAUCCAACCGAAAGUAAAAUUUUGUAYAAAUUAUGAUUUAUUUACAGUCUGAUGGACUCAAAAAUGAAGCUCAUU